AUGAUAUGUGCGAUUAGUGGGAAAUCACCUAAAAAUCCAGCAUUAUCAUUGAAAUCGAAAUGCAUAUUUGAGAAAACUUUACUUGAACAGUAUGUUGCAACUUCUGCCAAAGAUCCUAUCACAAAUGAAACUAUGACCAUGGAGGAUAUCAUCGAGCUUGCAAACACUCCGCAACAGGUGUCGAUGAUCAAUGCAUUGAAUUCUAGUACACUGAAUAGCAACUAUAGUAUCCCAAAUUUGUUAUCGACUUUACAGAAUGAAUGGGAUGCUGUCAUGUUAGAGAACUUUAAAGUAAGAAAACAAUUAGAUCUUUUUACGAAACAACUAUCGACUGCCAUGUAUGAAAGAGAUGCUGCCAAGUUAGUCGCAGCAAAGUUGUUAAGAGAAAAGGAAGACCUUGCUUCAGAAUUAAGUAGGUUGACUUCACAUAUUGCUAGUUCAGAGUCUAGUGAUUCAACUAUUUCGGAGCCACUGUACGGCUUAUCAAAAGACACAAAUAAAGAAUCUUCUGUAUUGCCAAUUCCAAAAGAGUUUCUUGAAAGAAUUAUUACAGAAUCUCAACAAUUCGUUCAACUUUCGAAAACUAACCAAGAUAAGUAUAAACUAUCCGGAAGUCAAAAAUUGGUUGAUAACAUUAAGAAAUGGGAUAUUGUACCUUCAUCUGGAUUAUCAGUUAUUAUGAAUUCGGAUAACGGUAACACUUUCAAAAAGGCUAUCCUCCAUAGUCGUACCAUCAAUAUCAUAGUUAACCCAGAUUUGAUUAAGAGUAUUGACGGUGAAUUUAUAGAUAAUAUAAAAUACUGCUAUUCCACCACCGAUGAUAAAGUUCUAUUAUACACCGAUGAUAGACAUCAAAUAACGAUAUAUAACACAGAGACCAAGGCAGCACAGAAAGUUGAAUUAACUGAUGUUGAAGACAUAAUAUUGCUUCGCAACCACCACCAAAUUGCAAAUGAUUACUUUCUAUGGGCUGAUAGCCAAGGCAAAAUUGGUUUGACAUCGAUGGAUUUAAAAAAAACUUAUAUAAUAACGGAAAAAUCAGAUGAAGUAACGAAUUAUCACAGUGCAGAUUUACACAAGGAUGGCUUGUUAUUAGCUCUAAUCAACGACAGAGAAGUCCUAAUCACAGACAUAACAAAACCUUCGGAGACAAGAAUCACCUUUCAAAUGGGGAAGGAAAUCCCUGACGACAACAGUACCAUAAAGAAAGUUCAAUUCAGUACCAACGGUUACUGGAUGCUUGUUGCGACCGAAAAAAAUGUCAUGGUCUUCGAUUUAAGAAAAGAUCCAGGAACUCUGGCUAUAGAGCCUUUCAACACAUCCGAAUUUGAAUUCUGGGACACAGACCCUUCCCAAAAGUACAUGCUCACAUUGGCCAAUUCCAAAAUAACAAUACAUACAUUUAAGAAAGCCACCAAGAAGUGGGAAGCACCAACAGGAAGCAACAACCAAUUCACGUUCCCAGAGCAAACAACAGAUGUCACGUCCUUUUACGUCCUUUGCAGCAACGGAAAAUUGACCCUGAUUAUGAAAACAAAAACAGAUAUAUCCAUAUGCUCAACUGUAUAA
Tetrapisispora phaffii CBS 4417 is the source of this 1569-nucleotide messenger RNA. It is a transcript of the gene PRP19, whose product is annotated as E3 ubiquitin-protein ligase PRP19. Gene Ontology annotation, biological process: DNA repair; mRNA splicing, via spliceosome; protein ubiquitination. Gene Ontology annotation, molecular function: protein binding; ubiquitin protein ligase activity. Gene Ontology annotation, cellular component: cytoplasm; U2-type catalytic step 1 spliceosome; Prp19 complex. Lineage: Eukaryota; Fungi; Ascomycota; Saccharomycetes; Saccharomycetales; Saccharomycetaceae. The record is from RefSeq and is a predicted model, not a curated record. Bases 1 to 1569 code for a protein of 522 amino acids. The transcript has a single exon.